UUAGUUUAAGACGAUCUGUGUAAAACGUGAGUACGAGUACAGUUUUUGAACAUUUUGAUUCUGGAAUGUCAAAAUCAUUGUUUAGUGUACCUUUUAUUGCUUAAAAUUCAUUUAGGUAGGAACAGACUAUGGGUAAAUCAAAGAAUUUACUUGAAAACGAAAGGGAACAAAUCGUAAGGCUGCGAAAGCAAAGUAAAACCUUCACCGAAAUAGCAAAUAUAGUGAACAGGUCAGAAACAGCUUGUAAACAAGCUUGGUAUAAAUGUUUAAAGACAGGCAUGUAUUGCGAUCAACCGAAAAACGGAAGACCACGGAAAACAACACCGAAAAUGGAUCGCCGGAUUCAUCGAUUGAGCGAAAAGGAUCGUUUUCGUAGUGCAAAUAAUAUUGCUGCGGAGAUAAACUAUGAAAACGAUACACAAAUUAGUGCUAGAACUGUUAGGAGAAGAUUAGAAGACUUUAACUUAAGAGGACGAAAACCCCAAAAGAAACCACUGCUGAGUUCUAGGAAUCGAAAAAGACGACUUGCAUUUGCUAAAGCUCAUAAGCAUUGGACAAAAUUUGUGGAGCAUCAUAAAAAAGACAGUACAAGGUUAUAAACCGAAAAAUUUAAAUGAACUUUACUCUACGAUUGAAACAGCCUGGAAUAAUAUUACGGUAGAUUAAUAUAAAAAAUUAAUAGAUUCUAUGCCAAGAAGAUGUACCGAAGGGAUAAGAAAUAACGGAUAUUGAACAAAAUAUUGAAUUUAAACAAAAAUUGUGUAUAUUUUUUAACCAA
Messenger RNA from Bombus pascuorum, 778 nucleotides. RefSeq lists its product as uncharacterized. The transcript has 2 exons. Bases 129 to 599 code for a protein of 156 amino acids. The record is from RefSeq and is a predicted model, not a curated record. NCBI's taxonomy places the organism in Eukaryota, Metazoa, Arthropoda, Insecta, Hymenoptera, Apidae. Gene Ontology annotation, molecular function: DNA binding. Gene Ontology annotation, biological process: DNA transposition; DNA integration.